Molecule: messenger RNA, 2364 nt
Organism: Andrographis paniculata
Lineage: Eukaryota; Viridiplantae; Streptophyta; Magnoliopsida; Lamiales; Acanthaceae
Product: polycomb group protein EMBRYONIC FLOWER 2-like
Exons: 22
Coding region: 212-2128 (638 amino acids)
Cellular component (GO): nucleus
Molecular function (GO): chromatin DNA binding
Source: RefSeq, a predicted model, not a curated record
UUCUAUUUAACUUUUUACUAAAUUCCAUUUCCAUUCUCUCUACUGUUUCUACUUGAUUUUGGAUACGGCAAGCCUAUGCGGGAAUGGAAUCAGAAAAUCGCGUAUAUGUCUAUUUUUGUUUUCAGUGGCAAUGGCUGCCCUCAGAUUUUAGGAUUCUUGUUCAAAAAACAUGCGAAGAGAAGAUCAAAGAUAUGUGUAAUGUCUAGCAAGGAUGCCAGGCAUUCCUCUCUCAGCUCGUGAAUCUGCGAAUUGUGUUUGCAAUUGUGGAUACUCACAAGAUGCAGAUCAUGUGUGUAGCCAUGAUCCCCAGUCAAAUUUGUCUGCAGAAGAGAAACUUGCAGCUGAUGAGAGCUUUUCACAUUACUGCAAGCCAGUUGAACUGUACAAUAUUCUUCAGCGCCGUGCUGUUAAAAGCCCAUCUUUCCUUCAAAGAUGUUUGCAAUACAAAGUAGAAGCAAAACACAAGAAAAGGAUUCAGAUGGCAAUUUCUCUACCAUCAACUGUAAAUGAUGAAUCUCAAAUUCAAAAUCUAUUCCCUUUGUGUAUAUUAGUGGCAAGACAAGUUUCUAGUCCAUCAGUUGUAGAGGAUUCCUCAAUUUAUCAUUUCAGUAGAGAAUGCCUAUUGACAAAGUGUACUGGAAGCGAUAGAGUGAAUCAGGAUGUAGCAAAUUUCAUUCUUCCUGAGAUUAACAAACUAUCAGCUGAAGUCAAAUCUGGUUUCCUUUCUAUAUUGUUUGUCAGCUGUGCUGAAUUGUUUAAGGACAAUGAGGACGGGUCACUCUUUCAAGCUAAUGUUGGAGGUCACUGCUACCUGGGUAAAAUUCCAAUGGAGUUACUUCAAAUAUCCUGGGAGAAGUCUCUGAACUUGAGUAGUGGUGAGAGAGCUGAGAUGCUGUCAACUGUUGAUCUGCAUUCUUGCUACCUGAAGACGAGCUGUUUUGGAGAAGACAAAUGUUUUUCAUUUUGUAGUCCCCGCCCUCAUGCUGGUGCUAUGGCUAUGAGUCUACAACUGCAAGUCUGCAUUGCAGCAGAAGAGAUUGGUGCCAAGGACAGAUCUCCAUAUGAUUCAUUAUCAUAUAGAGGCAUUCAUUCUUCAGUUUCGCCUCAGAUUAUAAGGUUGAGGGCUGGAAAUGUUGUUUUCAACUACAAGUACUAUAAUAAUAGGUUGCAGAGCACUGAAGUGACAGAGGAUUUCUCGUGCCCUUUCUGUUUGUUUAAGUGUGGAAGCUUCAAGGGUCUGAGAUAUCAUUUGCCUUCUUUUCAUGACCUCUUCAACUUUGAAUUUUGGGUUACUGAAGAACUUCAAGCUGUGAAUGUUUCUAUCAAGACUGAUACAUGGAGAUCUGAGAAUGUUGCAGCAGGUGUUGAUCCUAAGCAACAAACGUUUUUCUUUUGUUCUAAAGCAGGAAAGCGCAGAAGACCCAAGAGCCUAGUUAAAAGUACAAAGCAUGCGCAUGCCCUUGUAUUUGAUUCUGAAAUUCCGGAACCUCUCAAUGAACUUCGUAAAAAGACGGAUGAGAGUGGGGACCGUGACAUAUCCAGCCCCAAAGUUUCAUCAGCUACAACACAUUCAUAUGCUGAUCCCGAAUGUGUGCAGUCAUUAACUGGUAGCAACCUCAAAGCUCCGGCAUUGCUGCGGUUUGCAAGGAAAAAGAAGUUACCAGUUGAGCGGUCUGACUCCAGAAAUCAUUCACUGUUGCACAAGCGGGAGUUCUUUCAUUCGAAAAGAGCACAGCCUAUGGCCAUGGAGCAAGUCUUAUCUGACCAUGAUAGUGAGGAUGAAGUUGAUAAUGAUGUUGCAGAUAUAGAAGAUCGAACGAUGCUUGAUGACUUUGUGGAUGUCUCAAAAGAUGAGAAGCAGUUGAUGUAUCUGUGGAAUUCUUUCGUCAGGCGACAAAGGGUACUGGCGGAUGCUCAUAUUCCUUGGACCUGUGAGGCUUUUUCUAAAUUGCAUGGAAAGGAUUUUGUCAAAGCUCCAGGAUUACUCUGCUGCUGGAGACUAUUUAUGAUCAAGUUGUGGAACCAUGGUCUGCUCGAUGCUCGCACAAUGAACAACUGCAAUAUAAUUCUGGAGAAAUGUGAAGGACAAGGCACAUCCGACAACCACCAGCCGCCAUCCGGCCAGUAGUUUCAGAGCCAAUUAUGUUGCUAUAAUUCUGUUUCGAUCGAAGAAAUGAAGGGUACUAUUUCCUUUAAUUUUAGACUAUUAUGUUCACAACUUUGGGCGAAUUCAUGCACAUUCUAUCUAGAAUUUAACUUGGAACUGUUACUUGUUGGCCAUGCGAAAAAAAAAAAAAAACUAUGACUUGGUAUUUCUUUUGACAUCUUAUUGGUACUGAAAAUUCUUGGCUUUGGUUCUUUUAA